Haliotis rufescens (red abalone) is the source of this 741-nucleotide messenger RNA. RefSeq lists its product as uncharacterized. Lineage: Eukaryota; Metazoa; Mollusca; Gastropoda; Lepetellida; Haliotidae. Bases 1 to 483 code for a protein of 160 amino acids. The record is from RefSeq and is a predicted model, not a curated record. The transcript has 3 exons.
AUGUUAUCAUCUUGGGAGAUCUCAGAAGUACAUACUCAUUAUCGACUAAGGAACUUUACAAUCGACCUUAUUUCUGACGACCUGUCCGCCAACCCGACCACCCGACUGUGUCACUUCUACCCAGGGAGCAUUGGAAAGUAUGUCACUGAGGUCAUUGCUUGUGAUGACCUGCUGACCGCACAAAAGGUCAGGGUCACGAAGAAGGGUCAUCUUGACUUCAGUGAGGUUUCCAUCAAGGCCCUGCCUGCAUGUGGAGGUUUGCAGUUUACAUUGAACCCUGGAAUCCGAAGACUGGACACUGCCUUGCGUCAGCUAGUUGUGGAUUCUACAACCAUGUGUGCAAUACACUGUCGAGAGGAAAUUGACUGCGACGCCUUCCAAACACUGACGUCAGCAACCAAUGUGACGUGUCAACUUCUCGUUGGCAAAAAUGGGAAUACCGUCACUGAUAACAAUUGGAAAUACUAUCAUUUGGCUGUAUGACAAUACAGCUUUCAUGUUAGGGCACGUUCACGUUUGUGUUUAGAUAUUCCCUUGGUUUAAUUUAUGUGAAAUGUAUUCUUUAAUUUAGGUCGUCAGUUUUAAACUUCAAACUUUCUUGUCAAUCGCACCUAUUUGUCUUCUUAAACCUCAUCCAUUAUCCUUCUUCAUCUGUGUCAGUUAAUUGUCAUGUCUACCUCAUUAGGUUUGUGUAACUGUAUAGCAUAUGUAACUUCAUGUAGUCAUUGGGGCGGUCGGGUA